Messenger RNA from Exaiptasia diaphana, 1494 nucleotides. RefSeq names its product centromere protein N. The record is from RefSeq and is a predicted model, not a curated record. The coding region runs from base 28 to 1164 and encodes 378 amino acids. NCBI's taxonomy places the organism in Eukaryota, Metazoa, Cnidaria, Anthozoa, Actiniaria, Aiptasiidae. Gene Ontology annotation, biological process: CENP-A containing chromatin assembly; chromosome segregation. The transcript has 8 exons.
UCUGGGAAGGUAUUUGCAUACUCGAUUAUGAUUGGUCAACGCAAUUUAUGUGUUUUGGCGGUGUUUUCAAGAUGGCCGACUAACAGUCAAGAAUUUUUUGAAAGGCAAGAAACAUACAAAAUGCAUCGCGAAUAUUUAUCUAAGCUUUUAUACAAAUUCCGCAAAGACGAACUCAUAGAUACACUGUCACAGAAAGCAUACUUAAAUGUGGAUUCGCUGAACAAGAACGGUACAAAAGCAACCAUUGUCAAUAGAAUUGUCAGACACCUUGGAGACAAAUUGACUCGKAGAGAAAUCGCUGACUUGGACUUGAUUUAUCAACAAAACCACCCCACAAGCAAGCAAUGGAUUGUCUAUCAUUUAGAAGAAUUUGAUAAUGAARGGGCACAAAAGCAAAGGCUUUCUAAUCCCAAAGUCCUCGAAUCAAGGCUUCAGACCAAAUUAAAAUCCUUCUUUGACAUUGAUACAUGUGUACAACUGUGGAGGGAUGCCUUGUGGACACGAUUAUCUAUUUCUGAUAACAUCAAAAAAAUUUCACCAUCAACAAUUGUGUAUAUAAUUCAUUAUCCAUUAUCACCUUAUCUAAUGAUGACAAACAUGAAACUAUCUCACAAGAAAUACAUUUUCCAGGCUUUGUGUGAUACACUGGGAUGUACAAAUAUCAAACAGCUCAACUUAGCAGGAAAAGAUGUUCUUUCAUUAUCAGAUAUGGUGCUCAAUAAUAAAAGUCAGGGAUCUUACAGUGAAUACAGACUGAAUCAAGUUGAUGACAACCCACUUCUUCUUGGAACCCUCCCUAAGAAGAAAAAGUCUAACCAAAGUGAAGCAGAGAUGUUUUCAAAGGCAAGACCAAUAGAAGAGAACAAGCAAGAUAAUGACAAAAAUAAACAGUGGAUAGAAAAUGCUUUUGGUCCCAAGGAACCRGUUUUGGAAAAAGUAAAAUUCACAAUGGAGACAAGUUUUAAAGGAACAACAAAUUUAGAUUUCAAGAAAAACAUCUUUAAAUGUUCAGUCAAAUUUGAAGGACCRAGUGUUAUAGAAGGAAUUAAAAAUCUUGGAGAAGCAGGAAUUGCUGACCUUCCUCUUCCAGCACACCUGGCAAAUAUUCAUUCUUUAUCUAGAAACCACUUCACUUUGACAAAUAGAAAGAGGCCAAGGCAAUAGCAACCUACACUUCAGAAAUUUCCUCUGUGCUCUUUAGCAGGGAGAUGCUGGAAAGACAACUGUCAGUUUAGUUUUAAGUCUGGAUUAAAUGAAUACUACAUUUUGUAUAAAAAAUGACCAUAAUCUGAGUUCGACAGUCUUUUCAGAACAAUUAUUUUAAUUAUUUUAAAGUUUAUAUUUUAUUGAUUCAAAAGACAUUCAAAACCACGGCUGGCUUUCCUUUCAGUUUUUAAUGUUUUAUGGUAAAUAAAUAAAUAAUAUGCUUUUGUUUUUACAAUAUUUGUAUAUGUUUAGUGGUUGACAUGAAAUUAAACAUUAUUGUGUUAAAAA